This is a messenger RNA of Thecamonas trahens ATCC 50062, 1550 nucleotides long. RefSeq names its product ankyrin. Gene Ontology annotation, cellular component: nucleus; cytoplasm. The transcript has a single exon. NCBI's taxonomy places the organism in Eukaryota, Apusomonadida, Apusomonadidae. The coding region runs from base 1 to 1293 and encodes 430 amino acids. Gene Ontology annotation, molecular function: protein binding. The record is from RefSeq and is a predicted model, not a curated record.
AUGGGCAACUCCAGCACCAAGAUAGACGGCUCCAAGCUGACCGGCAUGCACAAGGCUGCGUACGAGGGCUCUGUGGUGGGCGUGUCGCGGGCGCUCGACAAGCGUUCCGACGGCAUCGACGAGUACGACGACCACGGCCGGACGCCUGUCCACUGGGCCGCACUGAGCGGUCACUUGGACGUGGUCAUGUUCCUUGCUUCACGCGGCGCCUCACUCGGCGCCCACGACAGGCCAGCUCGCUCCACUCCGCUGCAUAUUGCCGUUUCGCUCGGCCAUGCCCACAUUGUCGAGUGGCUCCUCGCCAUGCCGCGGCUUGAGCUCAAUGCAUUGCCGGCGCAGGAUGCGGAUGACAACACGGCAGCGCCAAGUGACGAGAAAAGCCGUGAUCUAGCCCCGUUUUCGCUUGCUGCUCGCGAUGCAGACGACCAGACUGCGGUUCACUUUGCUGCCUACGAGGGCUCUAUUGACAUGGCACGCCUCCUGCUCGACGCCGGCGCCGAGCUCGAUCCGGUCGACACCGAGGGGCGGACGCCGCUGAUGUGGGGCGUUUUUAAUGGGCAUGUUGACUUUGUGCUCGAGCUAGCGUCAGCAGGCGCAGACAUCAACAAUCAGGACAGACUCGGGCGGACACCACUCAUCUAUGCAGCACACCGCGGCCACCCCGAUGUACUCGAGGCGCUGCUCGAUGCGGGCGCCGACCCGUUCGUUGUUGAUGAUCAGGGCCAGUCACCGCUUGACCACGCACUGUAUUCAGACUCGAGAACAUGCAUCAAGAUUCUCAAGCACAUAUUUCGCAACACAGGCUCGUCUCCCGGUCCUCGGCAAGCUGUCGCAGCUGAAGUCACCCCUGCCGACGCCGCCGCGCUACUUCACAGACUCAAGGCAACUGAACAGGCGCUCCAGUGCGCCGAGAGCGAGCUGCUCCGGGUCCGCGAGGCUGAGGCAGCUGGUGUUGGUCCGCCACCGACUGUCACCGCUCCGCGGGCAAGCACACCACCGACACCGCCAAACAAGUUCAUGAAGCAGCGGGUCCUUGACCUUUCGGUCGAGGUCCGUGAGCUCACCACUGAGCUCCGCGAACUCCGCGCGGUGCACCAAGCGGAUUGCGCUCGCAUCCGCGACCUGGAGCUGGCGCUCGAGUUGCAGCGCGACGCCGAGCGGCUUGCGGCGCUCGGGUUAGAGGUUCCGGACAUGGGCAACUUUAUCCUCGAUGACGACGUGGAUCACUUUGUCAACGCGGCGUUUGAUCCCGAGUACCGGGUGGCAGCAUGGGCGCCAGAAGGGGAUGCAUGAGCACACACACACACACACACACACACACACACACACACACACACACACACGACGACGAGUAGCCGCUACGACCCGGCCGGCGACAACGAGUCGCUGCCUGCACCACGCCGAGUGGUGCCGAGCGAGUCGCGCUUACGGCGCAGGCGCUGGCGUGUUUGCAGCAGCGCCAGCUCGCUCUCGCGAUCCUUGACGGCUUGGUACGCAUUGUCGUGCUCGCGGGCCUUGGCGACGGCAUAAAACGCAACCGCAAGCGCAAA